AUGCUCGUGCUGGGUGGGCCAUUUCUUCCACAUAUUGAGCACAUUCUUCGUGAUAAGGCAUCUGCUAUGUGUUCACCAGUAGUAUCAGCAUCUGAUCCAGGAAAUAGAAGUACCAUAAAAGAUAUUAGUGAAUGUCGUGGAAAACAUUGCCAGUCCUGUGAUAUGGUGCUCAAAAUUGAGCGGGACUUUCAAUUGUUCAUUGAGUUGUUUGAUGUGAAAUUGUGCAUGCUUGGAACACACCAACUUCAAAACGCUGCAACCGCCACUUGCGCAGCACUCUGCCUUCGUGAUCAAGGAUGGAGAAUUGCAGAUGGAUCUGUUCGUGCUGGUUUAGAGAAUACAAUUUUGCAGGGGAGAACUCAAAUUUUAGGAUCUAAGGAAGCUGAGGCACUAGGACUACCUGGAGCAACUCUACUGCUUGAUGGAGCGCAUACCAAGGAAUCUGCUAAAGCUUUAGCCGACAUAAUUCAGAUGACAUUUCCAGAGGCGAGAUUGGUUUUUGUGGUUGCAAUGGCAAGCGACAAAGAUCAUUUAGCUUUUGCGAAAGAGCUACUUUCAGUGAGACAGUUGGAGGCUGUAUUUCUGACACAAGUUAGCAUUGCUGGGGACAUGUCUCGAACAACUUCAGCUUCAUUGUUAAAAGAUUGCUGGAUCCAAGCUUCCAGAGAAGUGGGCGUUGAUAUUCUUGACUACAGAGAUGCUGAAUGCGACAAGAUACUCGAGAAUCAAUCUAUUCAAUCAGCGGGCGAACUGGUACAUAGAACCAUAUUGUCUGCCGAGAGUUCAGUAAUGUCAUCCAUGAAGAUUGGAAAUCAGAUUCUGAGAGCUAGACCAGGAGAUCAAUUAGGCAUCAUUGUAGUCACCGGAUCUUUGUAUAUUGUUUCCUCAGUAUUAGGCAAUCUUCAAAGAUAAUUGUUAGUUACUUACCUCUUCUAAUACUGCUUAAAUGUUUCUGUGAAUUUUGGGUUAGCUGAUCUAUCCUGAUUACCAGUUUAGAAAUUCAUUGAUUCUCG
Ilex paraguariensis (yerba mate) is the source of this 1013-nucleotide messenger RNA. Lineage: Eukaryota; Viridiplantae; Streptophyta; Magnoliopsida; Aquifoliales; Aquifoliaceae. The record is from the annotation of a GenBank genome assembly.